Chionomys nivalis (European snow vole) is the source of this 3013-nucleotide messenger RNA. RefSeq names its product retinol saturase (gene Retsat). The transcript is spliced from 11 exons. Lineage: Eukaryota; Metazoa; Chordata; Mammalia; Rodentia; Cricetidae. The record is from RefSeq and is a predicted model, not a curated record.
AUAAACUAGCGGGGCGGAGCUUCGGGCAUAAAAACAGAGCUCAGACAGAGAAGUCGCCUUAUUCCAAGCUCAGGCUGCACGAUGUGGCUCACCGUGCUACUGCUGGCCGUGCUGCUGCUUUUGGGUCUCCACAGGGUUUACUUGGGUCUCUUCAGCGGAAACUCCCCGAACCCCUUCGCCAAGGACGUCAAGCGGCCACCUGAACCCCUGGUGACCGACAAGGACGCUAGGAAGAAGGUUCUCAAACAAGCAUUCUCAACCAGCCGAGUACCAGAGAAGCUGGAUGCCGUGGUGAUUGGCAGUGGCAUUGGGGGGCUGGCCUCAGCUGCGAUUCUGGCUAAAGCUGGCAAAAGAGUCCUUGUCCUGGAACAACAUACCAAGGCAGGGGGCUGCUGUCAUACCUUCGGGGAAAAUGGACUUGAAUUUGACACUGGAAUUCAUUAUAUUGGACGCAUGCGGGAAGGCAACAUUGGCCGUUUUAUCUUGGACCAGAUCACUGAAGGGCAGCUCGACUGGGCUCCGAUGGCUUCUCCUUAUGACCUGAUGAUACUAGAAGGGCCCGGUGGACGAAAGGAAUUCCCCAUGUACAGUGGGAGGAAACAGUACAUCCAAGGCCUUAAGGAGAAGUUCCCCAAGGAAGAAGCUGUCAUUGACAAGUACAUGGAGCUAGUUAAGGUGGUGGCCCGUGGAGCCUCUCAUGCCAUCCUACUGAAGUUCCUCCCAUUGCCCUUGACUCAGCUCCUCAACAAGUUCGGGCUGCUGACUCGUUUCUCUCCCUUCUGCUGAGCAUCUACCCAGAGCCUGGCCAAGGUCCUGCAGCAGCUCGGGGCUUCUCCUGAGCUCCAGGCCGUUCUCAGCUACAUCUUCCCCACGUACGGAGUAACCCCCAGCCACACCACCUUUUCAAUGCAUGCUCUGCUGGUUGACCACUAUAUACAAGGAGCGUAUUACCCCCAAGGAGGAUCCAGUGAGAUUGCCUUCCAUACCAUCCCAUUGAUUCAGCGUGCUGGGGGCGCUGUCCUCACCAGGGCCACCGUGAAGGGUGUGCUGCUUGACUCUGCUGGGAGAGCCUGUGGUGUCAGUGUCAAGAAGGGACACGAGCUGGUGAACAUCUAUUGCCCCGUCGUCAUCUCCAAUGCAGGAGUGUUCAAUACCUACCAGCACUUAGUGCCAGAGAGUGUCCGCUGUCUGCCAGAUGUGAAGAAGCAGCUGGCGAUGAUAAGGCCUGGCAUGAGCAUGCUCUCACUUUUCAUCUGCCUGAGAGGAACCAAGCAGGACCUGAAGCUUCAGUCCACCAACUACUAUGUUUAUUUUGACACGGACAUGGAUAAAGCGAUGGAACGUUACAUCUCUAUGCCCAAGGAAAAGGCUCCAGAACACAUUCCCCUUCUUUUCAUUGCCUUCCCAUCAACCAAGGACCCAACCUGGGAGGACAGAUUUCCAGGUCGAUCCACCAUGACUGUGCUGGUACCCAUGGCCUUCGAGUGGUUUGAGGAGUGGCAGGAGGAGCCACAGGGCAAGAGGGGUGCUGACUAUGAGACCCUCAAAAAUACCUUCUUGGAAGCCUCUAUGUCCAUGGUCAUGAAACUGUUUCCACAGCUGGAGGGCAAGGUGGACAGUGUGAUUGGAGGAUCCCCACUGACCAACCAGUACUAUCUGGCUGCUCCCCGAGGUGCUCCCUAUGGGGCCGACCAUGACCUGGCUCGUCUGCAUCCUUAUGCUAUGGCUUCCCUAAGAGCCCAAACCCCCAUCCCCAACCUCUACCUGACAGGCCAAGAUAUCUUCACGUGUGGUCUAAUAGGGGCCCUACAAGGGGCCUUGCUGUGCAGCAGUGCCAUCCUGAAGAGGAACUUGUACUCAGAUCUGCAGGCUCUUGGCUCAAAGGUCCAGGCACAACAGAAGAAGAAGAUGAAGUAGCCCAUUCAGAGCUAAGCCAGAGAACGGCACCUCCCCAACUUCUUUCUCAUGGUGUCCUUCUGCUGUACUUCCUUGUACACAUAUCAAAAGCGCUUUGUUUCUGAUGCCUGCUGCAAUUCGAGUUCUCCUCUGCACCCUGCAUUUCUACCUAAGGCCUAGUGUGGGCUGCACAGCCUUGAUGUCUCAAGAUGAAGAAUGCACCCAACCUUCCCCACACCCAGCACUGAGCAAGGGUCAAACACUCAGAACCCCUGAGGGUGUUGGCUAUUGGAGUAGGUUGGUCCAGUUCUGCCCUGAAGCUUUUUGCUCUACCCACUCUAGUAUUGUGCUCUCCCCUCUGUCAAAGGGAAGGAUGACCAGCAUGGGUUUGGAGUGGCAACUCUCAAAGUGAAAGCCGAGGGGCUCUCGGCUUUAAGCUUUGUCCUCUGAUAGAAGCAGCCUGAAGGAGCAUUCCAAUCAGAGACAGACCAAGAGAUACCACUGCACCAGCAAAAUGUCCUGUACACCAGCCUGUGAGAUCUUGACUACAGAAUAGCCAGCCUGGCAGGGAGGGGACGAGAGUGGACAUGUUUGGCUUGAAUACAGGAAGCCCAAAGAGCACCAAGCCUAGCGAUGAUAUUUGUAGUUGCUGGCACAUAUUUAAAGCUGUGUAUUGUUUCCAAAAUACUUGGAAUCCAAAUUCCUUCAAAUUCUGUAAUAUAUGCACAUAUAUGAGAAAACUUGGGGAAUGGGCUUCCGGAGUAAAGUCAGAUUUGUUUGUUUCAUAUACAUGGAUGAGGCACAACAACUUAAGUAAUAUUUUUAAACUUGUAAGCAUUGUAUGAUCUGUCACAUGAGUUCCUACUAUUACAAAGCUGCUUUGGGCUCUAGAGUAGGGAUUCUCCACCUAUAUGAAUCAGUGGGGAAGAUGGUGAAAAUUUAAAACCGUUCACUAAGGAUAAACAGGCACCAAUUUUAGUUCAUUUAAGAAUCACAUUAAUACAUGCAAUGUUUCAGUGUGUUGAUAUCUGACGUUUAUUUUGCUUUCUGUUCAAUGAUGACAUGAAACUCCACUGAGAUGCACUUGCAGCUCAACAAAAUAAACUGAAAAAUACUU